CAUAAUAAUAUUUUACUAUUUCCACAAUUCUGUACUGUUAUUUACUAUACCUACCUAUGUCUAUAUAGUUGUAGAUUAGGGUACUUUUUACCUACCAAUUUUAAAUGUUUUUAAUUUUAUGACUAUAAUUAUCGAGAACACAACAUCGCAAUAAUAAAUAUUACAACAUGCCAAUCGUGAAAAUUCCUAUUGAUGAUUUGAACAGUAGGAAUCGACCAUUAUUGUAGUCUGUGUUUAAACAUAUUAUUUGUUGAUCCUGUUAAUAUUUUUAUCGGUCACCAAAUUCUCAAAGUUUUCUAAGAAUAUAAUAAUAGUAAUUGUCAUGCUCAUAAUUUUUUUUCUACCGUAGUACCGUCUACUGUCAAACGUAACUUCCAUUAGGUAUCACGGGUCAACACAAAAUGAUCCAGAUUCCUGUUUUGGUGGGCGUGUUAUCGUUGAUCACCUUGUUAAAGGCUGAAUCAUAUGAAGAUGCUCGUUGCAAAUGUGUCUGUACUAUUGUGAAUGGUACAGAAAUGUACAAUAAAUUAUAUAUAGCUAAUGUUCUUCCCAGCAAUGAUUGUAACGGAGUGAGCUUACCAAUUAUUGGUGAAGUGAAUAAUACAAAAAAAGAAUUAUGCCCACGAUGUACUUGUACUUAUGAGAGUAGAAACACCACAACUAUGAAAGUGGUUGUAUUAAUUGUGCUGUUUGUGAUAUCAUGUUUGGUGAUGUACAUGUUAUUCCUGCUAUGUCUGGAGCCAAUGAUAAGAAGACGCAAGCUAGUUGGCGCAUACGUAGAGCACACCAACGAAGAGGUAUGUUCUUUAUUGGAGGCGACCAUAUCCGAUAGCAAUAGUUUUGACGAUGCCCCACCAGCAGUAUCUUUAAAUACAAGGAGAGGAAGCGAUCCAAUGGUUUCUGUAGCCAACAAUAGUAAUGUCCUCAACCGAUUUGGUCAUCAACAAGACAAAUGGAAGAAACAGGUGAAAGAACAAAGAAAAAAUAUUUAUGAUCGUCAUACUAUUCUCAAUUGAAUGUUUUAACAUCUUUAUUAUUUCCCCCGUUCAUUAUCUGUUAUAUUCAAUACUACUAUUAUUUUGUUUGAUAUUAUAUAAUUGAUUCCAUGAUCAUUUUAACUAUAUUAUUAUUUUGAUUAUCAAA
Molecule: messenger RNA, 1143 nt
Organism: Diuraphis noxia (Russian wheat aphid)
Lineage: Eukaryota; Metazoa; Arthropoda; Insecta; Hemiptera; Aphididae
Cellular component (GO): lysosomal membrane
Source: RefSeq, a predicted model, not a curated record